This is a messenger RNA of Geodia barretti, 2421 nucleotides long. The record is from the annotation of a GenBank genome assembly. NCBI's taxonomy places the organism in Eukaryota, Metazoa, Porifera, Demospongiae, Tetractinellida, Geodiidae.
AUGGCAAGCAGAUUCGAGAAAUUUACAGAGAGAGCGCGCAGGGUGUUGUCGCUGGCGCAGGAAGAAGCACAGCGCUUCAACCACAACUACAUCGGGACUGAACAUAUUCUGCUCGGUCUCGUGCGAGAGACGGAUGGCGUAGCCGCACGUGUGCUCUCAAACCUCGGUGUCGAGUUGCAUAAGGUGCGCUCCGCAGUCGAGUUCAUUAUCGGGCGUGGUGAGCGUUCCACGCCGGGUGAGAUUGGACUGACUCCACGCGCCAAAAAGGUCAUCGAACUGGCAGUAGAUGAGGCGCGCCGACUCAACCAUCACUACAUUGGGACAGAGCAUCUUCUGAUCGGUCUGAUGCGCGAAGGCGAAGGUGUAGCCGCCGGCGUCCUCGAAAGUUUGGGCAUCAACCUCGACAAGAUUCGAGGCGAGACCAGCCGGCUGCUGUCGCAAUCGUCACAAAGCCCUCAGGGCAGCGGCAGGCGCGGCAGGAGCAAGAGCCAGACGCCGAUGCUGGACGAGUUGGGCGUGGAUCUCACCAAGCAGGCCAGGGAAGGCAAACUUGACCCGACUGUGGGCAGAAGCAACGAAAUUCAGCGUGUGACGCAGAUACUCAGUCGUCGCACCAAGAACAAUCCUGUCUUGGUUGGUGAACCGGGUGUGGGCAAGACGGCAAUCGUAGAAGGGUUGGCGCAGCUAAUAGCUGAAAACAAGGUGCCAUCGACUUUGCAGGGCAAGAGGCUUGUAACUCUCGAUAUGGGUUCGCUGGUUGCGGGCACCAAGUACCGCGGCGAGUUUGAAGAACGCCUCAAAAAGGUUGUCAAAGAAAUCACGGAGUCUGGCAAGUGCAUCCUCUUUAUCGAUGAGGUGCAUACGAUGGUUGGCGCGGGUGCUGCCGAAGGCGCGGUUGACGCUGCCAACAUCCUCAAACCCUCCCUCGCAAGAGGGGAAUUGCAGACGAUAGGGGCUACCACACCAGACGAAUAUCGCAAAUACCUUGAACGCGACAGCGCACUUGAACGCAGAUUCCAGCCUGUGCGUGUUGAGGAGCCGACCGUUGAUGAAUCGGUCGAAAUCCUCAAAGGUAUCAAGGGCGAGUACGAAAAGCACCACGAAUUGGAAAUCUCAUUUGAUGCACUGAAGGCGGCAGCAAGCAUGGCUGCUAGGUUCAUCUCGGAUCGUUCGCUGCCGGACAAGGCGAUUGAUCUCAUUGACGAGGCGGCAUCCAGGGUGCGGAUCAACAACUCGGAGCAGCCUCUGUCUAUGACAGAAGUGUCCAAUAUGCUUGACCGCGUUCGUGGAGAAAAGGAUGAGGCAAUAUCAACGCGCCAAUACGAGCAGGCAGCCGAAUUGCGCGAACGCGAGAUGAAUUUGCAGGAAAAGAUGGAAACCCUACGCUCUGACUGGGAGAAUGAACGAAGUAGCAAUAGCCCGAUCGUCACCGAAGACGACAUUGCCGAAGUGGUGAACAUGUGGACCGGGAUUCCGGUCGCGCGAUUGGCAUCUACCGAGUCAGAGCGCUUGGUGAACAUGGAAGAUUCGCUUCGAAAUCAGGUCUCCGGGCAAGAUGAGGCGAUUUCAAUCAUAUCGAAGGCUGUGCGGCGCGCAAGGGCCGGUCUCAAAAACCCGAAGAGGCCGACUGGAGUGUUCCUGUUCCUUGGCCCCACCGGUGUUGGUAAGACCUACCUUGUACAAAAGCUCGCAGAGUUCAUGUUUGGUAGCGAAGAGUCCAUGAUUCGCAUCGACAUGUCGGAGUUCAUGGAUAGGCACACUGUGGCGCGGCUCGUGGGUGCGCCUCCGGGUUACAUCGGAUAUGACGAAGGUGGUCAGCUUACGGAAGCGGUGCGCCGCCGCUCAUAUAGUGUCAUUCUGCUCGACGAGAUUGAGAAGGCGCAUCCCGAAGUUUUCAACAUUCUGCUUCAGAUCUUCGAUGACGGGCAUCUUACGGAUGCCAAAGGACGCAGGGUUGACUUCCGUAACACGAUUAUCGCCAUGACAAGCAACAUCGGCUCGGACCUUAUUCGCCAAGACCGCUCCAUCGGAUUUUCUGCGAGAGGAGACUCCGGUCGGAGCGACGAGCAGGCAUACCUCCGAAUGAAGAACAGUGUAUUGGACGAAGUGAAGCGUUUCUUCCGUCCUGAAUUCCUGAACAGGAUAGACGGUCAGCUGCUGGACGUAAAUGCUGAGCUUAUCGAGCAAGGCCUAACGAUGGAAGUCUCGGACGCGGCUCGUGAUUGGAUGUCUGAAAAAGGCUACGACCCGCAAUUUGGGGCUAGGCCGAUGCGCCGCCUAAUUCAGGAUCACCUGGAAGACAAGCUCUCGGACGCUAUCAUCGCUGGUGAGCUCAGCCCUGGCGACACUGCUCUGGUCGAUAUCAAUGACGACGAAGACGGCUUGGUAGUACACGCUAAGGAACCUAUGCCCGUUUUGUAA